Cucurbita pepo subsp. pepo (vegetable marrow) is the source of this 3118-nucleotide messenger RNA. Its product is annotated as receptor-like protein kinase FERONIA. The record is from RefSeq and is a predicted model, not a curated record. Gene Ontology annotation, biological process: protein phosphorylation. Lineage: Eukaryota; Viridiplantae; Streptophyta; Magnoliopsida; Cucurbitales; Cucurbitaceae. Gene Ontology annotation, molecular function: transmembrane receptor protein tyrosine kinase activity; ATP binding.
AUGUGCAAGGAGCCGCUGAAAGCCGUGCUGCAACUUGCACGUGGGCAUCAGGUGCGUUUAGUUGUAGGCCAGGAAGCUUUGGAUUCUUCUCGAGUUAGCUGUUCAUCUUGUUCUGAUCUACUGGAACAAGUUUUCGAGUUGAUUCAUGAAGGAAAUCCAUCACCACAAAACUACAUCCCUCGGGAUUUCAUCCUCCUCAGUUGUGGAGGACCUUCCACUGCCGACGACAUGGAUGGCCGGAAAUGGAUGACCGAUGACAAAUCCAAGUUUCUUCCCGCGACAGGGAAUAGCACUACAUCGAGAGCCGCUACUCAGGUUCCUUCAGUUCUUGAAACUCCUUUCAUGACGGCUAGGGUUUUUCACUCUAAUUUCACCUAUACCUUUCCUGUGGCUCCUACUCGUUUAUUCCUUCGUCUGUACUUUUAUCCUUCUUCCUAUGGCGGCCUUGAUGCAUCUGAUGCUCGAUUCUCUGUUUCCGCUCAAACCUAUACUCUCCUUAAUAACUUCAGCGCUUCACAAACCGCUGAGGCUUUGAAUUCUGCGACUAUCGUUAAGGAAUACUCGAUCAAUGUUGAAAAUGGAAGGUUGAGCUUGACUUUCACUCCAUCCCCCACUCAUCCAAAGGCUUAUGCGUUUGUUAACGGGAUUGAGAUUGUAUCUAUGCCUGAUAUUUACAGUGAAACUUCCGGGACUGUUUUGAUUGUUGGCCAAUCUAGUCCUUUCACUGUGGAUAACACCACUGCGCUCGAGAACAUCCAUCGGUUGAAUGUCGGGGGGAAUUAUAUUUCGCCUUCUGCUGAUACAGGGAUGCAGAGGCCUUGGUUUGAUGAUUCUCCAUAUUUGUUUGCUGCAGCAAAGGGAGUGACAACGAUUACGGAUCAGAACACAAGGAUUACUUAUCCUCCCAGUAUUUCUACUUAUGUUGCGCCGGUUGAUGUCUACUCUACUGCUAGAACUAUGGGACCUGNUGUCUACUCUACUGCUAGAACUAUGGGACCUGAUUACAAUGUCAAUCUGAAUUAUAAUUUGACAUGGGUUUUCUCUGUUGAUUCUGGCUUCUUUUACCUUGUUAGGCUCCAUUUUUGUGAGAUUGCUGCAGGUUUCACGAAGGUUAACCAAAGAGUGUUCGACAUUUUCAUCUUUAAUCAAACUGCUACGCUGGGUGUUGACGUGAUUGAAUCGGCUGGAAGUAAUUAUGCUCCUGUGUUCAAAGAUUAUGUGGUUAUGGUUCCAAGUUAUGGAGAUCCGCAGAAGGAUUUAUGGCUCCAGCUGCAUCCACACAAGUCACGACCCAAUUACUAUGAUUCAAUCUUGAACGGAGUGGAGAUCUUCAAAAUUAACAACUCGGAUGCUAAUCUUGCAGGGCCGAAUCCUGUUCCUGCAGCGAAACAAGAGAUUAUAGAUCCAUCAUUAGCCAUCCCAGGAUCAUCUCAUGGUAAAUCGAAGAACAGGAUGGCGAUUAUAGCUGGAGUUGUUUGUGGUGCAGUUGUUUUGGGUCUGAUCAUUGGUUUCUUUGUUGUUGCUGCUAAGCGUCGGCGUGGGAUGGAUUGUAUUUCUGUUACAGGACAAUCAGGAUGGCUUACUCUUUCUGUCUAUGGAAAUUCCCCUUUGGCUGAGACAAAUGCAACUGGAAGCUAUGCAUCCUCCCUGCUUUCCAAUUGCCGCCACUUCUCAUUUGCUGAGAUCAAGGCUGCCACAAGGGAGUUUGAUGAAUCUUUAGUACUUGGAGUGGGAGGUUUUGGCAAAGUUUACAAGGGAGAAAUUGAUGGUGGGACUAGGAAAGUUGCUAUCAAGCGUGGGAACCCUCUCUCGGAGCAAGGUGUUCAUGAGUUCCAAACUGAGAUUGAAAUGCUGUCUAAGCUUCGCCAUCGCCACCUUGUUUCAUUGAUUGGCUACUGCGAGGAGAAUUGUGAAAUGAUCCUUGUUUAUGAUUACAUGUCUCAUGGAACACUCCGUGAGCAUCUAUACAAGUCCCACAACCCGCCAUUGUCUUGGAAGCAAAGGCUUGAGAUUUGCAUUGGAGCUGCCCGUGGACUGCAUUAUCUGCACACUGGUGCCAAGCAUACAAUUAUUCACCGAGAUGUGAAGACAACCAAUAUCCUUGUGGAUGAAAAGUGGGUGGCGAAAGUAUCCGAUUUCGGGUUGUCGAAAACUGGUCCGACAUUGGAUCACACACAUGUUAGCACUGUAGUGAAAGGUAGUUUUGGAUACUUGGAUCCUGAAUACUUUAGACGACAGCAAUUGACUGAGAAAUCAGAUGUUUACUCGUUCGGUGUCGUUCUCUUCGAGGUUCUAUGCGCUCGGCCAGCUCUGAACCCAACACUCCCCAAGGAGGAAGUGAGUUUAGCAGAAUGGGCUGCUCAUUGCUACAUCAAAGGCGUUUUAGAUCAGAUAAUCGACACGUUCCUAAAGGGAAAGAUUGCAUCCGAGUGUCUCAAGAAGUUCGCGGAGACAGCAAUGAAAUGUGUGUCCGAUCAGGGCAUUGACAGGCCGUCCAUGGGCGACGUUCUCUGGAAUCUAGAGUUUGCAUUGCAGCUGCAGGAGAGUGCAGAAGAGAGCGGCGAGGUAGGCAGCGGAAUGGAAGUCGAAGGUCAGCUUGACGUUGCUUACAAAGGGAAGAUGGAUCCUGAUGCUUCCCCUGGCAUGGAUGGAAACAUAACCGACUCGAGAAGCACCGGAAUCAGUAUGAGCAUCGGAGGCCGAAGCCUCGCCAGUGAAGAUUCCUACGGGUUGACACCGAGUACCGUCUUCUCACAGAUCUUGAACCCAAAAGGUCGUUAACAUCACAAGGAGAGGUUGAACUCACUCAAAACUCAGCAAGUCCACCAUACAUAUAUACUUCUGAUUCAUCAAAACUACAAGCUUUUUCUCUCAAUUACUACAGAUCCGUUCAAAUCCAAAGCAAAAGCUUCUGUUAUCCUGCCUGCUGGUAUGAUUCGUAUGUAUAACAUAUUCGAUGUCAACUCAUUUCGCCUACUAUGUUCUCUAUCAUUGACUGCUUAAACGCAUUUAAACUUUAAUUUGAUUUAAAUCGUUGAUGUAGAAACACGUGAAUGUAUAUCAUAUUCAAUCAGUUUGUAUAUGACUAAACUAAGAAACAUGAGAACUGUUUCAACCA